GCGUUCAUAGAACCGUUAGAUCUCUGAGGUUGGAACAGACCUUGACAUUUGUCUGAUCUGUCUGCUCGACUCUUUUUCAUUUUGCUGGCUCUUGGUCCAUUCAAGUCUGUUUUUUAAAUGUAGCUCAGGCACCGUCUCUUGAGAAUAUUGCUUUAAACUAUGUAAGGUCUGCUUUCAGAGCAUGAGAGAUAGUGUGCUGUGCUAUUGAACUAAUUUUAUUUUAGAAUACUUAAGUGGCCUGUUCAUUUUCUGUCGGUUUGGGCUGCUAAUUGGAAAAUACAGUGGGUAUUUUUUUCUUCUUAAACUUGUGGGAGACCAAUGCCCCUAAGCCAGGAAUAACCAGGAAGUUGUUCUAUCACUGUGGGAAUCUCUCUAACCACUAUGGGUUGUGGGAAAGUAAUUUAACUUGUGUGUGUAUUUGUCAGCAGGGAGAUUAGUCACAGAUUCUUUAACUCAAAUAAACUCUUCAGGCAAUUGAUGCUCUAUUUUUAAUGUUGUUCUCUGUCCUGAGAAUCUGAAGAAGUUCUCUUAAGGACCACUAAUCGGGCUGGUUUUUUAUCUGUAAUGAAGAUGGUUUAUAAUUGUAGUCUAGAGAACAAAAAUGCUUGAUAAUGAUAUGGGGGGAAAAUCAAGAAAGGAGCUGGUUCUUAGGCUAGUUUGUUGUUUGGAUGUUCACACAGGGCUUCAGAAAUAAGCUUACUGAUUUGGUUUUCAGUCCAUAGUAUAGGUGGUUUAUGGAAAACUUCUGUUUUGUGUUAAUUUCCAGUUCACAGAACUGCAGUGUUCUCGGUGCCUGUAUCAGCUUUUACCUACUACUUGAUUUCAGUCAUCUGCACAUUCUCAUUAGCUAGAGCUCACUUUCUGUACAAGUUCUUAAAUUUUGUAAAUGCAUAGGAAGGAAGGUGAUGAGAGGUAUUGUGGCAAUUACUCCUUAUCAGGUAAUUAUUUCCACCUUGUUCUGUAGGUUGGAAUAUCAUUGCAGAAACAGAGGUUAAAUGAAGAAUGUGAUUAGCCAGUUUGCUCAAGCAUGUAGAAUUGGAUGUUAAGGUUAAUGUGCUUAGCUCCUGUCCUGCUUUCAGCUGUGUUCUCUCUGAUUUCUGAGCACACUCAAUUAUCAGCUGCUUGCAGUAUCAGCCUGUUUGUAGCACACGUUUGUGGAUGUAUUUGGGGCUGGGCAUGGGACAGGACGAUGUGGGAACCACGUGGAUCUCUCCAGAGGCUCACUCACACAGCUGUAUUUGAAGCAAUGGCUGCACCAUACCUACCCUCCUUGCUAAACAAGACUGGAAUUCAGCAAAAUGUUUAACAAGCUCUGUGUUGAAUGCUGAGAAUAACUAAAUCAGCAUGUUCAAUUUCCUAGCCUUUAAACAUUGUAGGAGAUAAGAUAACUAGGGAGUUUUAUUUGGCACGUUUUUAUGACUGAAAUAAUGUGUGCAGUUUACCAAACUCAGCAGGUCUGUGCCGAAUUUCUGUUUGAUUCAAGUCCUUUCUGGAGGCAGGAGUCUGUGUCCCCCAUUCCAGAAUUCUUAUGUGCUAAGCACCGAGCAGUUGAAUCAAAACCAGUUUGCCAGAGGAAAUUAAAAAUGGCAUGCUUCAGAAUGAGUUCUAGCAGGCAUGAAAGUGGUAGUUACAAUACUAGAAGAGGAAUUAUAUCUUCUUUACUUUCAUAUGCCAUGUGGGGUGCCAUCAGAAAAUUCACAUUGAGUAGCAUUGGUAAAAACAAAAUCGCUGGGGUGGAUUAAAAGAUAACUUUUUGUCUUCACAAGCAGGAGUUUCACUAACUUCAUUAAUUUCAUACGAAGUUUAGGUCUUAGGACUACAUCUGAAGACAGAGAUAAAUGGAGAAAACUCAAUAACUGUGUGGUAGGAACUGUCUGUAUUAUUCAUGGACUUUGCAGCAAGGUCAUUUUCAACUGUGUGUACAUGACAGGUAUCAGUUUCCAUUUAAAAUCUGUGAAGUAUAACUCAGGGAGACAAACAACUUGAUUUAAUUUCUUGUAAGCUGCUUUUAAAAUGUAUAUAAAAUUUAACAGAUUAUUUUUAUUAUAGAUAAGAACAAUAAUGAACACUGUAUUGUUCCUUCCUAAAGCAAUCUACUGUUUUAAGGUGUGUGUUAGCAAUUUGUAGUAGCAGGUGGAGUAAUUUUCUGUCAGAUUUAUAAGUUUUAUUGAGAAAAGGGAUCUAAGCCAAGAAUCAAAUACUUCCUGCUUUAAUCCAUUUAUUAUUAUUUGAAGUACUAGCUAUUUGGGCUAAAACAUUCCCUGGGUGUAUUGGUGCUGAAUUCCCUCAGGAACUGGAAUAGCUAUUCCCAGCUCACUUCCCAGUCUUCUUGCCAGCUGACCACAGCAGAUGAGAAGGAGCAGAGAAGCUGCAAGUCAGGGAUCCUGCCAGGGCUCUGGAUAGCUGUGCCCUUGUCUGCCUGAGCCCUUCAAAUCCAGGGUAACCCUGGGCUUGCCUCCAGUGCAGAGUUGGAGCCUCUGUUAGAAAACACACUCAGGAGGAAAGUUGAUCUGUACAGAGGACCAGUUCCUUUCUGUGGUAAAUUGUCUUCUGGGAAGACAAAUUGCUUUUGAAAUAAACUGCAGAUGGAAUUACAGUUGUUUCAGAAAAUUUCAUUUUAAGUUGUGAGCCAAACCACAUUAAGCACUUGACAGGUAAAGCAAAGUCCCUUUGCUUAAAGAAUUGAUUGAGGUAAAUUCCGAGUAAAAAUUGAAGCAAGUUGUUUGCCUUUGAAUUGCCUGUAUGGGCAUUUAUGUUUCCCUUCCUCAAUGCACCAGAAAUUGAAAAAAAAAGCCUAUUUUUCUUUUUUUCUUGGGUUUAUAUGUUAUGCUGUAAUGCUUUAUGUAGACCUUGGAAGUGCAGCUAAAUAGGUGAGAGCUGGGGUUAUUUUCUUACCCCAAACUGCUGCAGAAACUGUUCAGCCUCUGCCGAGUCAACAGAUCUCUGGACAGUUGCACAAUAGUUGCUGGGUGAAUGGGAGGAUAUGAAUCUGACAGGAAUGGGAAGUGCAGUGCUGUUCACACACCUCUUGCCUAAAAUCCUCUGUGUUUGUGUUAAAUGGAGGUGAUGCAGAUGAGCAGCAAGUGUGUAGGACUUCACAGAAAUCUUCUGCAUGGGACCUGCCUGCAUACUGGGGCAAAAUGUACUAAAAUAGUACCAAAUAGAAAUCUAAUUAUUUUCCAGAUCUUUAACUUGAGAACAUCUGAAGUUCAUGAGUUUUAUUUUCCACCUUUUGCAAUGCCUUAAAGUAAAAACUUUGUCUAACUGGUUUUGUCAUAGGAUGUCAAAAUAGAGAUGGCAGUUUCUUUAUCUGCAGGAGAAUGUACCAGCAUUCAGUCUUCAGAGUAAUGGGAGACCUCAGGAUUGUUCGUGGUGUACACUGCAUGUAGAGAUCCAGCACAAAAUCACUGUUGGAUAGCUCAUCCCAGAGGAAUCUCAGAAUGAAAAAGCUUAAAUUAUUUUAGCUACUGGUGAUUCCUGGUACAGGAAGGAGUUUGGCAUCUCUGACCCAAAAAGUCACUUGGAAUUUGCAAAGUAGGUCAUUUAGUAGUGGACCUGUUACACAAAUCAGGAGAUUGGCAGAGGUCACUUGCCAUUCCUAAGGAUCAUAGAACAGCUCAGGUUGGAAAGGCUCUUAAAAAUCACCAAGUUCCAAACCCUAUGCCAUGAGCACGUUUCACUGGACCAAGUUGCUCAGGACCCCAUCCAGCCUGGCCUUAAGCUGGAUUAGCUCCCAAAUUUUUUCUGGUGUUCUCUACAUCUGCAGAAUUGCCUAUUGAAGCAACUUCUGUUAGCAACAGCACUCCCAAAACAAGUAGCUCUAAUCAGCACUUUAAGGAACAGUUAUAGCUGUUUCUGCAUAUUUUAAAAUUAUAAUUAUACAGCAGAUAUUUUAAAAAAUAAAAGGCCUUCUUUUUGUGUGCUGUGUAAGUGGGCUUAUUUUUAAUUAGCUAGAAAAGCUAGUAAUUUGUUGAGUAGUUUGAUACUACAUAAAUGAAUUAAAGCUAAUCCUAAAUCACCUGCUCAAGCUUUACUGACCUCUUAGUGGUUAUUAAAUAAUUAUUAUUUAUCAGUAAUAGCCUGAAACAGUUUCAUGCCAAAACAGCAUGUAAAAUACUGCAUUCCUAGCAAACUUUAAAUAGCUCUAGUGUUUUAAUCAUUUAGUUGAAACUGUAAUUUUCUGGGAGAUGAAAUGAUCUAACUAUGCUGUGAAGAUGUCUUACAUCUAUUUAAGAUGAGUUAAAAUCAAGUAGUGAAUAGUGAAGUCACAUUUGACUGUUUAAUUAGCAAUAGUAAAUGAAGACAAAUAGGUCCAUAAUGAAACUUAAUUUUAACUUCCCAUGUAUCAGAAUCAGAAACUAAAUGUUGCUGUAAAUUUAUUUUUCUGGGCAAAUUUGACAGAAAUAAAUGCUAAAUAUUUUUUUUAAUAAUUCCCUUUUAUAGAUUUUGUACAUCUAUUUUUAUGCUUGAAGUAGUUAAGUAGUGUUUUUAGCAGUUAAACUAUUAAAUAUUCCCAUGAAUUUUAGGUAUUUUUAAAAUUGUAAAGAAAAAGUGUAAUCCUUUUUUUUUUACAUCUGCUACUAUUUAUUAUUGUGCUUUUUGCAUAAACCACCAUAUUUAUAGUCAAACUUACACAGCAGGCAAAAAUGUCAAAAAGACCUGAAAUUCAUAUUUUUGUGGGAGCCCCCAGUAUUCCGAGGCCAGGGGAGGGGUCAGAGCAAAGCUCAGCCCCUGCUGGUGAGCAGUGGAGGGAGCUGCGCUUGUUGUGCGAGAGCCCUGCGUUUGUUCCUGGCAAGCUCCGGGGUGCUGCUGCCCCCUCGGUGCCCCGGGCACAGAGCUCCACACCCACAGGGGUCCCUUCCAGUGGGGACAGAGCUCAGCAGGGCAGGUUCAUGGCAAAAGAAGGAAGAGAUUUGCCAUCUCCUGCCCCUGUGGCACUGACUUGUGCCAGCAGGCCUAAGAGCACGAGUUUAACUUGUUCUGAUUGUGAAGAAUCCAAAGAUAGAUUUACACCUGCAGAUGUAGAUCAGGCUGCAGAUGAACAGCUGCCCCAGGGCUGUGCAGAAUCAGCUGGACAAGAGAAACCACCAGGUGCCUGCUGCCCAGAGCUCACUGAGAGAAAAGCCCCUCCUUCAGAAAUUAGCAGCUCUGACAUUUCUGCUUUGGUUGCCAGCACUGAGCAGGUCAGCAUCCAGUCUGUGGGACUUCAGGCAGCUCACAGAAGUGAGCAUCAUGAACAUCUAAGUCAAUGUAUGGAUGUGCUUUUCCAAAAAAGUCAGGAGUUCAAUCCAAAAGAACCAAAUGGCUGUAAAGACUUUGCAGUGUCAGCAGACACCGAGUUUCGUAGUGUAGUGACUUUGAGUCAGGUGGCUGUUUUUGCACAGAAUGAGAUGCAGGAAAGUAUUGUAAAACUAUCAGGAAUAGAAGCAGGCAGAAGAGCUGAAGAAGGACAAUAUGAUCACAUCCAAUGUGAUUCUGGUGUUGGAACAUGUACUACUACUGUGCCUGGAAGUGAAUAUGAGGAAGAGGAUGCAAGUUCUCUUGAACUUUUUAGUUCUGAGGAUGAUGGGGAAAAUGUUUCAAUUAAAGCUACAAAACAGGAAGAAGGUGCUCAGGAAAAUGCAGAAAAUUUUCAAAAACUUAAUGUUGCUGCUGAACAACUUGUAAAUGAAAUCCAUAUUGAGCCAUUGAGCUCUGGAAUACUGUGCUCUCAAGGAAACUGUUCUCACAAGAACUCUUCUAAAAGACCCCGCAAGCAUGAAGAUUCCUCUCAUCUCUCUCAGUCAGCAUUUAAAACACAGCUGAAAUCCAAGAGAGCUAAACUGAAUUCUUCUCCACCUGGUUCUGGGGUGAGAGUGGAUCCAGACAGGAUGGCAGAGUUCAAGAAACUCCAAAAGAAACUAUCGCUACUUAAGAAUUGCUGCAGCAAAAAUCAAAAGUACAAUAUUUUGGUCACAGUUGUACAUCCUUGUCAUAUCAAAGAGAUACAGAAGAAGACUAAACCAAAAUCUUCAUGUAAAGUUCCUGUGGCAACAAUUGUUGUUAGUGACCAGUCAGAAAUUGAGAGAAAGGUGGUGCUGUGGCGUGGUGCUGCGUUUUGGUCCCUUACUGUGUUUCCUGGGGAUGUCAUACUGCUUACAGAUAUAAUAAUGUGUGAGAAUCCUUGGUGUGGAGAGGUCAUGCUUCAGUCAACAUUUACCAGUCAAUUAGUGAAUCUGGGGAACUACUCAGCUCUCAAUACAGAAAAAUUUUAUCCUCUGGUGGAUGAUGGUGUUCUCCAUGGCUUAUUGGCAUACAUAUCAUCAGAAUUUCCACACUUCAGAGACAUUCCACAAAGACAAGUUCAGAGACUGGAUGAUGUUCGGUAUGUGCAGCUAGAUCAGCUCCAGCCAAGUACUUUGGUGCACUCCAUCCUGAAAAUUAUCAAUAUUUCUGUGUUAACAGAAUCUGUGUACAGCUACAGAGGUGGCAGCCAAAAAAAAAUUAUUCUAACAGUAGAACAGAACAGAGAUCAACACUAUAGGAUGGUUCUGUGGGGAGCAGGGGCUACCUGGUACCCCCAGCUUCAGAGGAAAAAAGACCACAUAUGGGACUUCAAAUACCUUUUGGUCCAGUGUAGUUCUGUGUCAGGUGACUUGGAACUGCACACAACUCCGUGGUCAUCCUGUGAGUGCUUGUUUGAUGAUGACAAAAGGGCAGUUGAAUUUAGAGAGAAGUUUCAGAAAAGUCAAACAUCCCUCAUGGAGUUGACAAGGCUCUCGGCACUCCUGGAAGAAAAAUGCUCAGGAGUGGUUCAGGUGAAAGCCCAUAUCUUGGAACUGAAGUUCACCAUUUCCACUGGUCAGUACAAGCAACUCAUCUUCUCUGCUGACACUUCACUGGAAGGUGUUUUGGCUUCUCUGCCGAUGAUAACUUAUUCAGGUUGUGCCAGAUGUGGCUUGGAACUACAGGCAGAUGAGAACAUGAUCUAUAAGCAAUGUGUUAGAUGUCUGCCAUACAGCAAAGUAAAAACAUUCUACAGGCCUGCUCUGAUGACUGUAGAAGGUGAAGGAUACGAAAUUUAUGUUCAUGUGGUGUCUGAGUUGGUGGAAAAAAUCUUCCUCAAUAUUCCUGCAGACUGGCUGAAGAGAUUAGUAGUGCCCUCUUCAGAUAUAACCUACAGCACAAUAGUAGCAGAUCUGUGUCAUUCACUGCUGGCAGAUACAGAAGCAUCCUAUUUGUUGGAAAUCAGAAGCCACUUCGUGCUAGAUGAGAACAGCUAUCCUUUGCAAAAGGAUUUCCAUCUGCUGAAUUUUCAUCUUGAUCUUUGACCUCUGCACUAACUGAGUAACAAGGACUAUAAGGACACACAGAUGGGAAGCAGAAGAAAAAUUACUUAGCUGAAGGAAGCAAAUCUCUUAUAAAAUUAUAAUAAAGGAUUUUGGUUUUAACUUAUGAAAUAAGCAAAACUAUCAAAAGGAUUGGUAUGGAAUAUCUGCUAAUGGUAUAUACUGUUGGAGUAAUACUGGUGAAUUUUCAUGAAAUAUAUUUUUAUACAUGCAUUUUUAAGCUAAUAAUUAUGUGAAUAAACUCCAACAAUUUCGUAAGUAUCUGUUUUCCUUUUUCUCCUCUGAAAAGUUCACUACUAUUGUGAGAGACUGAAUUUUCCUGAGACCUGACAUAUUAGAGGAAGACAAAGAGAAUUCAGUAAUAUUUUAGUUAAACAAUUUUUGUUUGUUUUAUCCCAUGUGCUGUCUGUAGCUUCAUGGUUUUGUUUUGCUCUUGUGGUUGCUUUCCUUCUUUUAACAGCAGAAUUUUUGCCAUUUACCCUCAGCAAUUUUUCUGCUGCUCUUUUCUCUUGUAAAACUCUUGUCUUGUAAGCAUUCCACCUCCUUCAGCUCAAGGUAAGUCUUAAGCACAAGAUCAGAUGGAUGUUAUAUAAAAGGUAAUAGGUAAAAAAAUUUCUCAUUAUGUGAGAGUUGAAAACAUGGUAUUAGAACUCCUUAUUUGAUGAUGUUUCUUGUUUUGAAAUAACUCUUGUUCUGGUAGAGUCAAAAAGAGCCUUUCUUAUUUGCUAUCCUUGGAUGACCAUGAGUACAAGUACAUUGGUAAGUGCAUUAGAAUUUGUUUCUUCACAAUUUAGCUGAAAUUACUGAACACACAAGCUGGAAGUAUUGUUAUUUUAAUAUAUAAGAAGAAAAGAGGACCAUACUGUACAUCAGGUCAGCCAGGUGACUUCCCACCUUAGGGGUAUUUGUUAACAGACACUGUGCAUUGCAUGCAUCUUCUGCUCAUAAACCAGCUGUCUGAAAUACUACUAACUGCUUACUUUUAAGAUCCUUAGUGGUAUGAUUGUAAUAAUAAAAUACAAAAUUUAUUUGGUAAAAUCACUUUAUUUUAGUGAUAUGGUAACUGAGUCAUUUUUCUUCCCAGAGCAAAUGCAUUAACUUUGCUUAUCAGGUUGGUUUGCAGUAGUUUUGUGGGGCUGAAAUUUGAAUACAGCUCUUUGGAGUUGAGUUGCUGGUAUUAUUCCUUUAGCAGAGAUAUAAUGAGUGUUGAGCACUUUGUCAAAUUCAGUUUAAUGUAAUGAGUUUAGGCUCAUUUUAUAUCCAGUGAUGUAAUUAGCAAGACAGAGUGAGGAUACCAAGUAACAUAUCAGAUGGUGGAUCAGGGAGGUCUGUUAUUUUACAAUUCCUCUGUGGUAUCUUCUUAUUCAUAACAUUUCCUUUAGGUAAUAACAAUAUUAUCAAAAUGGCAAGUGGUUUCAUCUCCCCAGAGAAGCCCAAUGUUUUUAAGACUUUUAAUUAAUUCAUAUUGUGUCCUGUUUGAAAGGAAGUUGGUUUGAUUUCAGCUAUAGAGGUUAUGGAACAUGAUUGUGCAAAAUGUUUUGCUGCAGUAGUCUGUGUCUGGUUUAUGACUGUACAGUGAGAAGGGUACAGAGCUCAGGCCCCAGAGAGCAAUCAAAAAGAGAAAAAUGUUCUAUUUUAUUUUGAUUAGGAAUAAUUGCUCUGAAUUACUUUAGAGAGCAGUAAUUUACUUAAUGAAGAGGACUCUACUACUAAAACAGACACAUGCCCAGGGGGCUUAAGCUAAUUGGAUUUUCAGUGUAAGAAUGGUCAUACUGGGUCAAACCCAAGGCUCUUGUAAUCAAUGCUUUGUCUCCAGCAGAGAUGUGUUUAGAGAGAAAUAUUAAAGGACAGGACAUGUCUUCAUCUUACUGUCUCAGAGUACUUCAGUACUGGAAUAGCCUCCAGUCACUUGUGACUCUGGGACUUCUUUACUUGUCCCUUAUUUUUAACACAAAGUGCUGUAGUUGAGGUCAGCUGAAAGCAUGGAACUGAGUUCCUGCAGGAAAUA
This is a messenger RNA of Passer montanus (Eurasian tree sparrow), 9336 nucleotides long. RefSeq names its product shieldin complex subunit 2 (gene SHLD2). Gene Ontology annotation, biological process: regulation of double-strand break repair via homologous recombination. The transcript is spliced from 12 exons. The coding region runs from base 4647 to 7310 and encodes 887 amino acids. The record is from RefSeq and is a predicted model, not a curated record. NCBI's taxonomy places the organism in Eukaryota, Metazoa, Chordata, Aves, Passeriformes, Passeridae. Gene Ontology annotation, cellular component: nucleus; site of double-strand break.